AUGGGUAUGUAUGUCUUCAUCGCUCCAGACUUUCCCAACGAUCUCGGGAGUCGGGGGAUUCCUGAAGGGCAGCUGGUGAUGUGCGCUCACCUGGGAUCUGGUGCACAGCUUCUCCAUCUGUGCAUUAAAGGAAGUCUGCUAAAGCCUAAUAAGAGGCACUUCUCUGAUGGCAAUGUCACACAAAUGCACGAUGUAAUUACUCAUGUAAAACUUUCUAUUGCUCCUGACGGAGGAACAAAUGGGAUGAGUCCUGGAGCCUUCCUACGUGCUCAGUUAACGAAAAGCAGAGGAAUGAGGAAUUUUAACGGUUAUAGAUGUUAUAUUGAAAUAGGAAUUAAAAAGCAACAGGGGAAAAGGAAAGAAGUGAUGAUUAAACCAGUAGUUCAUAGUACUAUCCGUGUGCCUUCCAGAUGGCAAUGUAUCUAUAAUAAGCCACGUCAUAUCAAUGUUUUCACCAAUGGAGAGAUGAUCAAGCCACCUAUAAAAUUUAUCAUACCCAGGUUUACUCUGAAAAACUGGAAUUGUGUCCUUGCCCUAAUUAAUGAAAAAAUGCUUCUUCGUUCAGGAGGUGUUCACAGGUUGUACACAUUGGAUGGUCGUGCAGUGCAUAGCUCAGAUGGUUUAGAAGAUAAUCAUUUUUAUGUCGCAGUGGGCAGAGAAAAUUUCAAGCCUUUACCAUACUGGCGUUCCCCUAGAGUUCCGUCAGAGGUUCGAUGCUUAUAUGGUGAAUCACGAGCAUCUUCAAGAAGAUCUAAAAAGAAAAAGGCAAGGCAUCAAGUAUCUUUACAGCAGACAAACCAAGAGAAGAAGUUCAAGGAGCAGAAGAAGUACAAGAUGACAAAAAUGUGCAAGUAGAGAUGCCUAUUGAUCAGAUUCCAGCUGAGAUUGUACAAGAGGAAGAAAUUGCAGCACCUACCAGCAAUGCUAUGAGUGAGGUUG
Struthio camelus australis is the source of this 939-nucleotide messenger RNA. The record is from RefSeq and is a predicted model, not a curated record. Lineage: Eukaryota; Metazoa; Chordata; Aves; Struthioniformes; Struthionidae.